This is a messenger RNA of Dictyostelium purpureum, 1047 nucleotides long. RefSeq lists its product as uncharacterized. The record is from RefSeq and is a predicted model, not a curated record. Gene Ontology annotation, biological process: alternative respiration. Bases 1 to 1047 code for a protein of 348 amino acids. Gene Ontology annotation, cellular component: mitochondrion. Gene Ontology annotation, molecular function: alternative oxidase activity. NCBI's taxonomy places the organism in Eukaryota, Evosea, Eumycetozoa, Dictyosteliales, Dictyosteliaceae. The transcript is spliced from 2 exons.
AUGACCAAAAAAAACAAAACUAAAACUAAAAACAAAACUAAUAAUAUAAAUAGAAAUAAUAACAAUAAAAAUAAUAAAAAUAAUAUUAUAAAUAUUAAUAAUAAUGAUACUAAUAAUGGCAAUUAUAAUUUAAUAGAAAAAAAACAAAAUCCCCAAUAUCAUAGAAACUCUACAUUAUAUACAUACACACCAAAAUCAGUUUUAAAAAGAAUUGAAAAACAGUUUAUACAGCCUAAAUUUUAUGAACCCAAAACAAUUGGUGACCAUUUCGCUUAUUAUACAGUAAUAGGGUUAAAGAAAUUUUCAGAAAUAAUGUUCACAAAUAAACAUAUAAAUUUUGCUAUUGUUUUGGAGUCAAUUGCGUCAGUACCAGGACUGUGUGGCGGGGUUAUACUUCAUUUAAGAGCAUUAAGAACUAUGGAAAGUUGCAGUUGGAUCAAAACUUUAAUGGAUGAGGCAGAAAAUGAAAGAAUUCAUUUAAUGGUAUUUAUUGAAUUAACUAAAGCAACACUGUUUGAAAGAAUAUUAGUUACAAUGGCACAGUUUAUAGUAUGGUUUUUGUAUUUUAUAGGCUAUAUAAUCAGUCCAAAAACAAUGCAUAGAAUAGUUUCAUAUCUUGAAUAUGAAGCAGUUAAAACAUAUACCAACUUUAUUAAAGAUAUUGAUUUAGGUUUAAUAGAAAAUGUUCCAGCAUCAAAGUUAGCAAUCGAAUAUUGGGGAUUAGAUAAUGAUGCAACACUAAGAGAUAUGAUUUUGGUAAUAAGGCAGGACGAAGUAGACCAUAAUAUAGUUAAUCAUCAAAUAUCAAAAAAAAUUUUAAAAAAUAAUAAUGAUCCUGUAAUUUUAGAAAAUAAAUUUAAUAAAAUAUCUUUUACAGAUAAUUUAAUUAUAAAUAAUAAUAAUAAUAAUAAUAAUUAUUAUAAUAAUAAUAGUAAUAAUAGCAAUUAUAAUAAUUGUAAUAAUUUUAAAGAUAUUAAUAUGAAAAAAAGCAUUAAUAAUAUUAUUAAAAUGGAUUCAAUAAAAAUCUCCCCAGAUUUAACAUGCUAA